AUGACGACGCGGCCAGACGCUCCGACCGGUAUGGGGCGUCCGGAUUCGAAAGUGGCGGGCCCUUCGUCUCCAUCCGCGUUGAAGAGAAAAGCGGAUGAGCUGGAGGAGAGGGCCGCGGGAGCCGAGCCUGGGGAGGAGAAACAUGGGAGCAAGGAAACGAAGAGGGCAGCCAAGAGGAGGAGGAAGGGCAAGAAGAAGAAAGACAAUGGACCUAAAGGGGACAACGAGCACAGGGAUGGAAAAGCGAUCUCUGAGGAAGCCACUGGAGGUGUGGAGGAGACACUGGGGGAGAGAGCUCAAGCUAAUUGUUUGGGAGGUGGAGCCGUUCACGGUAGCAAACCCACCAAUAGUGACACCUCCCCACUGAAGCCAGAGAAGGAGGAGAGGAAGGGGGAGAAGAGGAGGGGGAAGAAGAGGGGGAAGAAGAGGGGGAAGACAUCGAAAAGGGACCAGAUGCGAAAGCGUUCUGACCACGAAACGCCCGACGAUCAACCAAACGGUAAAAAGACCAACACUAAGAAUUCAUCGGACGAAGAAGGCAGCGAGAAGGACGAGAAGAAGUCCAUCGCGUCACCAUCGCCGCAGCCACCAACACACUCGGAAAAGCAUCAUACCACUCCUCCCCCAACCAAACCCGUCACGACUCCAAAGUCCCUCCUAAAGAAGUCCAACAAUAAAACUCCCACCCCGCACACAAAGACGGUCACCUUUGCUGACGACGCCAAGUCCGCAGACAAUGACUCAAUUGCCAACACGCUUCGUUCCCCCGGAGGUAUCGGUGGCAAGAGCAACAUUCCGCGCCUGCCAGGGUCCCCACAACCCCACCCAGCACUGCUAGAGGAGCAAUCCUCCUCCUCGCCCACCACUCAACAAGGCACUCUCCCGCACUCCCCAGACCCAUCCGAGGACCGCAGCCAAGAACAGAAUACAAAGCCGCAAAUUGCCUACCUCCUAAACUACUACCAAGCCCGCUCCUCCUGGAAGUUCUCCAAGACCAAGCAGAAUUGGAUCAUACGCAACAUCUGGAACCUGGAGGAAUUCAGCGCAGAAGUUUCGCAGUCUGCCCUAUGGGCUUACGUGAAUGGGCUGGUGGCGCAGGGGCCGAAGGAUAGGCUGCUAGCCGAAGCCAAGGAGGUUGCGAAGACACGCCGGGAAGAGUUGGGCGCUGUGCAAGCUGAGGAUGACCCCAAGUAUCGUAGGGCGAAGCUGGUGCUUACGGCGUUGGGAGACGAUGACAUCCCCAGCGACGAUGAGGGUGAUGAUGCUGGUGGCAUGGGCAGUGACAGCGAGGAGGAUGUGGAAUAA
Messenger RNA from Tuber aestivum (summer truffle), 1305 nucleotides. The record is from the annotation of a GenBank genome assembly. NCBI's taxonomy places the organism in Eukaryota, Fungi, Ascomycota, Pezizomycetes, Pezizales, Tuberaceae.